AUGUCUGGUACUAUGUGCGCAGUUGUAUGCUGCAAAAAUAGAUUGAAAAUUACAAAAUGUUUGGCAAAAGAUAUUUCCUAUCACACCUUUCCCAAAGACUCUGAACCAGAGCAUUUAAAAACUUGGAUUUUGAGAACUAAACGAACAGACAAAUUUAAUCCUAAGUCAUAUCAUAUUUGUUCUGAAUACUUUGAUGCUGAUGACUUUGAAAGAAAUUUAAAAGCUGAAAUGUUGAACUUAACAAAAACGCUCGCUAGUUGUUCAAACUCGGGUACUAGUACUACGGACGUCACUUAUAUUCAAAACGUCACAUCUUCAGAAAGUUGUUUAAAUAAUACUACUGAAAAAGAUAAUGUACCAAUAGUCGAUUCAAUCAGCGAGGAUCCUGCAGAAUGGUUUGGGAAUAAAACGCGAUACUUAAAAAAAAGUGUAUUUUAUCGGAAACUUUUAAAUGGAGAACAACAGCUUAGAAAAUUUUUAAUUUAUUCUCGUAGUAAAAAUGCAGUAUUUUGUAUCCCCUGUCGAUUGUUUGGAGGUUCUACUAAACUUGCUACAGAAGGUUUAAUGGACUGGAGAAACGUUAUUAAGAUUGUAAAACAACAUGAAGUCUCUAAGGAACAUACUAACUGUCAAAUAGUAUUUUUACGUAGGAGCAAUAAUAUUGGGAGAAUAGAUAGUGAUCUCUGUAUUCAAAUAAAUAAUGAAAUAGAUUAUUGGAAAAAUGUGUUGAAACGGGUUAUUGCUGUCAUAAAAAAACUGGGAAGUCGUGGUCUUCCAUUUAGAGGUUCCGUGGAAAAAUUUGGAAGUCAAAAUAAUGGUAAUUUUAUGAUGUGUUUAGAAUUAAUAUCUGAAUUUGACCCUUUUCUAAGCAAUCAUAUAGUUCAACAUGGAAACCCGGGCAGUGGUCAUACAUCUUACCUUUCUUCUACAACAUGUGAUGAAAUAAUUACAUUAAUAACAACACAAGUUACUAAUGUAAUUAUAAAAGAAAUUAAAAGUGCAAAAUAUUUUUCGAUUGUGAUAGACUCAACUCCUGAUAUCAGCCACACAGAUCAGUUAGCAUACGUUAUUCGUUACGUUAGAGAUGACGGUUUUCCUGUCGAACGCUUUAUGUGUUUUUUACCAAAUAUUGGGCAUAAGUCUGAAACACUUGAAACGGCCGUAUUGUCUUUUUUAACUAAACAUGAUAUUGACAUAAACAACUGCAGGGGCCAGUCGUACGACAACGCCGCCAAUAUGUCGGGAAUUUACUCGGGUUUACAGGCAAGGAUAGUAAAAAAAAAUCCUUACGCGUAUUACGUACCAUGUGCUGCUCACUCGCUAAACUUGGUUGGGACUUGUGUAGCUGAAUGUGUAAAAGAAGGAUUAUCGUUUUUUAACACUAUUCAACAUCUUUAUUCUUUUUUUUCUGCAUCUACUAGACGAUGGGAUAUUUUAAAGUCUAGCCUAACGCUCGGUAAAAAAGUUGUCAAAAGAGCAGAUGGAACUAGGUGGUCUGCUCGGCAUGAAGCUUGUGACAGCUUAUAUCAAAACUAUGACGGUAUUAUGAAAAAUUUAAGUUUAUUAGAAGAAGAUAAUUUUGAAAAGGCGACGACGCGUUGUGAGGCAGCUGGCUUAAGACGUCAACUUGACCGUUUUGAAACAGUUUUUAUGACUGUAUUUUGGAAUACAAUUUUGGAGCGUUUUAAUAGCACAAGUAAAGAGCUUCAAAAAAGUGAAGAGUACGAGUUUGAUAAAGUAAGGACUAAAAAACGCAAACUUCAAGCAGACGAGACAAGAGAAAAUGAAGUUCAUAUGACUGGAAGUGAUAAGUUAAGAAUAGAAACAUAUUUUACCAUACUGGACCGAGUGAAGAGUGAACUUGAAAAAAGAUGCGCUGCUUAUACUAAUACAUUUGACAAAUAUGACUUUUUGACUAAUUUAAUACUACUUUCACCAGAAGAAAUAACUCAAAAAGCUAAUAAGCUUCAAGAAUUGUAUAGCGAUGAUUUAGAAAAAUCAUUCGCUUGUGAAUGUGUUCAUUUUCGAGCAUAUCUUCAAAGUAUUAAUACAAAUAUUGAUGGAGUUAUCGAAUUAUCAAUACACUUACGUGGUAAUAAUUUAGAUACAGUUUUUCCUAACGUAGAUAAUGCUCUACGUAUGCUUUUAUGUAUGGCAAUAACUAAUUGUUCAGCCGAGAGGUCUUUUUCUACGUUAAAACGUGUAAAAAAUUAUUUGAGAGCAAGUAUGGAAGGAGAUAAACUAAAUUCAUUAAGUUUAUUGGAAAUUGAAACUGAACUAGUGAACAAAAUGGACUUCGAUGCCAUAAUAGAUGAUUUUGCGACUCAAAAGUCACGCAGAAAGCCGAUGAGCACUAGACAUUAA
This is a messenger RNA of Melanaphis sacchari, 2364 nucleotides long. Its product is annotated as zinc finger MYM-type protein 1-like. Gene Ontology annotation, molecular function: protein dimerization activity. Lineage: Eukaryota; Metazoa; Arthropoda; Insecta; Hemiptera; Aphididae. The coding region runs from base 1 to 2364 and encodes 787 amino acids. The record is from RefSeq and is a predicted model, not a curated record. The transcript is spliced from 4 exons.